AAAAGUCGAAUGUCGAGUCGAACCUCGAACGCAGGCAAGUCAGAGCAGAAGUCAAGUCAUACCAUUCCACCCUGAGAAAAAGAAACAAUCCUCGUUAAUUUUAAUUUACACUCACCAAAAAAUUAACCUUUUUUCUUAUAUUAAAUUGUGAAAGUUAAGUUAUUGUAAAUUUAAGUUCGUUAUCAUGUUUUAUUGUGAAACAAAAGACCAAAAGAUUUCAUUUGUUAAGUGAAAAUCCCAAAUUUUAUUAUCGACAUUCGAAGUUAGAAAAUACUUUGCAAGAAAAUAGAAAAAAGUGACAUCGCUGUCAUUUUUCUAACAUCAAACCAUCAACCACAACCAGCCAGAAGCAGAAACAGAAACAGAAACUGAAAUCCGUAAUCAUGAGCAGCAGCAGCAGCUGUGUAGACAUUUUGUGGAGUUUUUCUCGCGAGUGAAUUACGAAUUACGAUUUUCCGGAUUUUCUUUUCUUUGUAAGAGGAAACAGUUUUGUUAAAAAAAAUACAGAAACAUUAUUGUGGACAUUUUGAAUUUCUUUCUGGUUUCGCUGUUGCUGCUUGUGUACGGACAGAACAAUAAUUAUGGCUGAGUCUCCAGUGUUAGAUUUUCGCAACGAUUUUAGUCCAACGAUUCCAGAAAUAACAAUCAAUGUUCAGUGUCCGUCUACGCCAGGGCCCCAGCUAAAUAUAAAAUCUCCAGAUUUAAGCACUGCAAGUAGUGCUGAAGAGACAGAAACUGCUGCUCGAGGUGAUGGAUCCAAUUCGCCACCACCGAAUUGUGCAAUUUGCCUGGGAAAGUGCAGAAACAAAUGUUUCACCGAUUCAUGCAUGCAUCAAUUUUGUUUCAAGUGUCUACUGGAAUGGAGCAAGGUCAAACCAGAGUGUCCUCUGUGCAAGCAGACCUUUAAGGCGAUCAUCCACAAUGUCAAAUCCAUUGAUCAGUUCGAGGAGUAUCUGGUGCAGCAACCAGUACCGGUGUCGCCGAAUCCAGAUACAUUUCCACCAUUCACAAUACCAGCACACCUCUACCCAAGACUGCCGUCAUUAUAUAACCGACCUGUUCAAAUCUAUAUGGACGACAUGGCCAUGAAUACAUUGGAUCUUACGGGAACUUCAUCCUCAACAUCAAACAAUGCCAACGCAAAUGUAAUUCGUAGUAGUUCUACUUAUUACCGAAGAAUACUGCCACCUCCGGCUCAGUUGUUGGACAUGUAUAGUCAGGAAACUAUACAAGGCGAGACGGGCAGUGGCAGUUUGAGUCAACUUUGGCGGCGAUAUGUUUAUGAUAGGAAACUGUAUGCGUUGCCACUGCCUGAUGUAACUGGGAGAUUCCGCGAGACUAGCGCUCGUUUUUACAGAGACAACCAAGCACAAACUCAUCGUUUAAUUCAAUGGAUAAAUCGUGACAUUGUUUGUUUAUUACGCAACACCGAUCAUGAUGUUAAUUCAGUUAUGGAACAAAUAAAUACCUGGCUUAUAAACUGUAACAUUCUCUCACCAGAAUUCAGGAGGCGUCUGCAACCAUUCCUGGGCACAAAGACUGCUCAUUUUAUUCACGAGCUGCACAAUUUCGCUCGUAGUCCUUAUGACAUGAUCGGAUACGAUCGUGUAGUUCAAUAUUCGUCAAAUAGUGCCGAAGAAAUUGUAAUAGAAUUUUCUUCAACAUCUUCAGCCGGUUCAGAUGUUGAGAGUGUGUACAAUGUAUUAUCAGAUCCUGGCACAAGUAGGCGAGCCAGUUCACAACCAAAUUCAACCCCAGCAAAUAGCGGUGGUGGUUUUAACUUGUACACGACAACAACAGCUGCAUCUUCACAGGCUUCGGCUAUAAAUCUUUCCACACACAAUCGCGGUGCAAGCGGUGACAUAAGCGAAGGCACUACUACAACGUCAACAGUCGAAGCAAUAAAUGCACCUAUUUCAGAAAGACCCGAUAAUAUUGUAUUGUCAUCAACCAGCAGCGAUGAGUGCGAAUUCGUCCUUGAACAAAAGCCUCCACAUUUGCGAACACCUGAAAUGGUGAGUUUGAACUCAAACUCCGAUAGCGAUGUUGUGUUCGUCCAGGAGACAAAAACCGCAUCAAUACCAUCGGCAAUAGCAAAGUGCGCCUCUUCAACAAACAACACCCGUGUCCGUAGAGCACAACGUAGGCGAGCAAAUCCUAGUUUGAAUAAUACUUCAUUUAGUACUUCAAACUCUGAUUCAGAUGGAUUUAACUAUGCUGACGCUUGUCCUUCAACAUCGAAAAAGUUGAAGCUAGAUGGUAGAGAAGAAAAUGCAGCUGCCAGUGGUGAUACGAGCGCCAGUGGUGGUUCAGAUUAUAAGCCAGAAAAUGAUACGUUACCAAAAGUAAAAGAAGAGUUUAACCAGGGAGCAUCCACCUCAACAGGGCUCCAAAGCCGGUACCGAGGUACACGGCCAAAUAAUGUGCGUACACGUUAUUAUAGACGUAAUAAUGACACAAGUGACAGUGAUGAUCUAGAUGAAAGUAGGUCAUCAGCUUCGGACUCUGGGCUUACAACAGAGGGUUCCGAUUCAGAUUCAGACUCUGACACAUCAUGGUCGAAAUCUCGGCGUAAAAGCAACAAACAGUCACUCAAACGUUCCCGCCACCGAAAGAUAAGCAAAACCACCGCCAGCAGUCGCAAAUCUCGUCGACAAAUUCCUGCUCCAACAAAAUCUAAACGUAUCAAACGAAACAAAAGCAACAAAACAGAUGCGAGUAGCAAACCAACAUCUUCAAAGAAAAAGAAAACACUCAAACGCUCUCGAAGGAAAUCCUCAAAAAGCAAAUCGACCCGAACGAAAAAAAGAAAUGCUUCACUAACAUCGACAACGUCUGAGGAUGAAGAAGAGCUUUUAAAGAUCAAUGAAAACACACAACCAUGGAGUGGCACAAUUUCAUCCCCAGCUUCUCCUGUACAUCACCAGAGUGAAAAUGAACGAACUCAGUCACCAUCCGCACAUUUAAGGUCUGCGACUUCAUCACCAGCUUCGAACUCCGCAACCACAAGUGAUGCAAACGAAGCAUUAGAGCGCCCCAGUUCCAAUGCAGCAGCUGCGGAUUCCAUUACUCCAAGCUCCCCAGAUCUGCCGCUGGACGCAGACGAUAAUCCAAAUGCGAAAUUACCCAUAUACUCGGAUUCUGAUUAAAAAAUCAAAAACCUCCAAUAGCUGAGAAAUUAUUACAUUUUUCUGAAAUAUUGAAUAGAGAGAGAGUAUAAAAUAAUUUUGUAAGUUUGUUCAAAUAUUUUUAAUGUAAACAUAAAACAAGUUACUCUGUUCAGGCGGUUUUAAGCCCGACACUAUCGUUGUCAAGUUUCUUUUGGAGUACUGACAUUGCCGGUAUAUUAGAAGCUUCAUAACGGAACGGUCUUAGUCGUGGUGGUCUUGAAGAGAAACUUCUGUAAACAGUGAAAAGUGACAGGAAUUUGUAUAUGAGGUGCAGCUUGAAAACAUAUUCCGGGUCAUUACAGCUUCAAUAGGUUGUCGCCAUUACAAUUGUGUUUCCAAAUAAUUCGUAGUUGCUGGAGCACAUAUACAACUUCUGCUACACUGCCACUACCACAGCUUUCUCACUCACCACCAUUUCUAGGGUCUUGACAGAAUUUUGAAAUAAACAAAGAAUUGUAAGUUAUAAUUUGUAAAUGAUGAUUGGCAGACAGAAAACAAUGAGAACAUUUAACUGAUUUAAAACAAUUUUUCCCAAAAACAAAAACAUCUGUCGGUACUGCCAACAACCACAGACUCCUCUAUCUGCUUCCCAUUCAAAUUAUACAUGUGGCUGAUAGCAGACGCAAAAAUAAUAAGUUUUGUCGUAAGCACGACUGUAAUGGUCUUAUUUUAUAAAUAAAUUAAGUUAAACCUCUAGUUGUAAAAUUUAAA
This is a messenger RNA of Eupeodes corollae, 3881 nucleotides long. Its product is annotated as E3 ubiquitin-protein ligase Topors-like. Gene Ontology annotation, biological process: protein monoubiquitination; protein polyubiquitination. NCBI's taxonomy places the organism in Eukaryota, Metazoa, Arthropoda, Insecta, Diptera, Syrphidae. Gene Ontology annotation, molecular function: ubiquitin protein ligase activity; metal ion binding. The record is from RefSeq and is a predicted model, not a curated record. The transcript is spliced from 5 exons. Bases 582 to 3149 code for a protein of 855 amino acids.